Colletotrichum lupini is the source of this 459-nucleotide messenger RNA. RefSeq lists its product as uncharacterized. The transcript has 3 exons. NCBI's taxonomy places the organism in Eukaryota, Fungi, Ascomycota, Sordariomycetes, Glomerellales, Glomerellaceae. Bases 1 to 459 code for a protein of 152 amino acids. The record is from RefSeq and is a predicted model, not a curated record.
AUGGAGAGGGACGGCAGCGGACUCGUCCAGAGUUUGCGACGGGAUCCUAGACAGGGCCGCCACAGGCCGACCUCAUCGCCGACGGACUUAGUCGGCAAGUUAUUCAUGCGACAUGACACAUCCAAUUGGACGGACGGCAUUCUCACGGCCACUGCACCGCCGCCGGCGGGUUGCCGUUUUGCUGCCCAGUCGUCCGUUCACACACACAACGCAGCCAACGCUUCAGCCACCUCACUCACAUUGGAAGCCCGCCUAGUCCUCCUCCAUGAUCCAUCCCCGCCUUUGCCGCUGAUUGACGCCGCAACAGUGACCGCUUCGGUCGGCAGAGCUGACAAGACAUCACUUCCACUCCAAGUCAUCCCCGUCACGGUGCGUCCCACGUCAUCCCGUGAAGGACCCUUCACCGUCCGCGUCGCGGCUGACAGUCCGUACACUCUGAACGCCGCCGCCGGCACUUGA